AUGGCACGAUAUUUCAACUUGGAUUUCUGUGCGCCGAUUGGGCAUGCUGGGGCCCCGUUGCCGGCGCUUUGCAAUUGGCAAGGUGGUCAGGACAGGUGUUUGGGGGAUGAAUGUAGGAUGAAGAGCGUGGGGAAGGGUUAUGAGCGGCUUUUAGAACUUCCUUUGGAGGUUAAAAUCAAGAUAAGCAGGUAUCUAUCGCAAUAUGACUUGGUUAACCUUGCGGGAGUUUCAAGGGCGUUCCACGAUGUGGCCGUAUUAUGCUUGUACGGCAGAAUUGUGAUCGAUCCAAGCGCAUGCGCCAAGACUGUUUCCAAGCAGGGGUGUAAUUUUAUGCCAUAUAAUGAGAUUGUUAUCAAAUCCAGGUUCUCGCUGAUGCGCUUUAUGGCGGUGAUUAGCGCAAAGGAACCGCUUCCAUUUGGAGCUUUAGUGCGAUCUAUCAAGGUACUAGACUUUCCUGCUGGGUUCACUCGGCGGGACUCUUUCAGCUUUGUACGGAAGGUGCUUCCAAACCUUGUGGUGCUGCAAGAACUGUGUUAUAGAGUCAGGGAGCACUGGAUACCGGAUGACAUCUAUAAUUUCAUACCAGCGAGUACUUCGAUGAUCUCUAUGCCUCUUAAAUCGAUCGAUGGAUCGCUGAAAAGGAGAUUCAGGAUUCGAGAGUUUUUCUGCAAGAAGUACAUUGAAGCGAAAGACUUGCACAACUUAAUGCACAAUUUGAGUGAAAUAUCAGAUAACUUAGGUUCUUCACUUUCGACAUUGCAACUACACAGAGAUGAUCAACACCAUUCUCUGCAUACACGUAACCUUAAUCCGGGGCAGUCUCUCAUAGUUACGCAAUAUAUGAUAGACAAUAAUUUGCCGCAGCCAGAUUUCCUAGAGAGAGACACAGUAGUAUCGCAUAAUCAGCUGGAUGUUUUCUUUUGGGACUUUUUAAAAUACACUUGCAAGCUGGCUAAUUUGCGAGAAUUAGAUGUAAGCGGCGCGAACUUCAAAUCCUCGGAUGCUGUGCUGGUGAGCAAUCACAUUAAUUUAGCAAACCUCGAGACGCUAUGCUUCACCAACGUCAAUGAAGUACAAUGGUUACCGGAAGUGUCCUACUAUGUCGAUGACAUGCAGUGGUUACACGAUACCCAUCUCCGGAAAGGGUUUCUGCCCUCCAUCGCUUUAAAAUUUGUAAACUUGAAGCGCGUUAAACUGGAUUAUAAGGAGCCCAUAGGACGUGGAGUUCCUGAAUUUUUAGAAACUUUAGCUUCUAACGGUGUCUUCUUAUCAGAAUUAGACCUGGUAAUAAACUGGGACAAGAGUAGUACUGUAUCAGCUAGCUGGGAAAAUACCGCUGAAAGAUAUGCAGAUGCUAUCUUAAUGCAUCGCUGCACCCUAGUGAAACUUUCAUUAGUAGCCAAGGAGGAGUCCAGUUAUUACGAACUGCAUAAAAACAUACCAAUGUCUUCACUGAUGAGGCUCUCAAGUUGUAAAAAUAUUGAAAGUCUACGUUUUUAUGGUGGCUCAUUACAAACCUGUGAUUGUGAACUUUUGGAGAAGUUUCCCAAGCUGGUGUAUCUGGACUUAUGCGGCCGAGAAGCAGGUGGCCCACUCCACAUGGGAUUGCACACAAGGCAUGAUGGGGUUUUAGAUGAAUGGUAUCGUGUCAUACAUGUGCCCAUUAAUUUGUCUAGAAGAAUUCCAACUGUAAAGUUCAUCAAGAUUAACACAUGUUUGUUUGAAUGUAGGCAAGGUGGGGAAGUACUACCGUCUUUAGAUGGCCUUGAACCUUGGUUUACAGCAAAAACAAGAGUCAUUGUGUCUGAAAAGUGA
This is a messenger RNA of Eremothecium cymbalariae DBVPG#7215, 1815 nucleotides long. Its product is annotated as F-box protein. Lineage: Eukaryota; Fungi; Ascomycota; Saccharomycetes; Saccharomycetales; Saccharomycetaceae. The coding region runs from base 1 to 1815 and encodes 604 amino acids. The record is from RefSeq and is a predicted model, not a curated record. Gene Ontology annotation, molecular function: protein binding. The transcript has a single exon.